GCACAUUUUCAAAAUUCAAAUCACAAUCAAAGCAAACUCCCUCUCUCUGCCCGGCUCUCCGUCGAGAUUCUGCAAUGGCGACCACUAAUGGCUUCCUUACCACCCCCACCAAGACCCCCUCCUCCCAGCCCAAUGCCUCCAAGCGUCCCCUCCCAAACCCUUCCUCAUCCGACCUCCGCUCCCGCUUCGAAGCCUACAACCGCCUCCAGGCGGCGGCGGUGGCGUUCGGAGAGAAGCUACCGAUCCCAGAGAUCGUUGCCCUGGGUGGCCAGUCCGAUGGCAAGAGCUCCCUCCUCGAAGCCCUCCUGGGGUUCCGGUUCAAUGUCCGCGACGUCGAAAUGGGGACUCGGAGGCCCCUCAUCCUCCAGAUGGUUCACGAUCCCUCCGCCCUCGAGCCCCGGUGCAGAUUUCAGGAUGAGGACUCUGAGGAAUAUGGAAGCCCUGUGGUUUCCUCUUCUGCGAUUGCUGACAUAAUCAGGUCUCGGACGGAAUCGCUCCUCAAGAAGACCAAGACUGCUGUCUCUUCAAAGCCGAUAGUGAUGAGAGCUGAGUACGCUCACUGUCCCAAUCUCACGAUUAUCGACACCCCGGGUUUUGUUCUCAAGGCUAAGAAGGGAGAGCCCGAGAACACUCCUGACGAGAUUCUUUCAAUGGUGAAAUCCUUAGCCUCUCCUCCUCAUCGCAUUCUGCUAUUCCUUCAGCAAAGUAGCGUUGAGUGGUGCUCCUCAUUGUGGCUGGAUGCAAUCCGUGAUAUCGAUCCAUCAUUCAGGAGAACAAUAAUCGUUGUCUCCAAGUUCGAUAAUCGGCUAAAGGAGUUUAGUGACAAGUGGGAAGUGGACCGAUAUUUGAGCGCCAGUGGGUACCUUGGUGAGAAUACUCGCCCAUUUUUUGUAGCCCUGCCAAAGGAUAGGAACACCAUCUCGAACGAUGAAUUCCGUCGGCAGAUAUCUCAGGUGGACACAGAUGUUCUGCGCCAUCUGCGUGAGGGCAUCAAGGGAGGAUUCGAUGAGGAGAAGUUCAAGGCCCGCAUCGGUUUUAGUUCUCUGAGAGAGUUCUUAGAGUCCGAGCUUCAGAAGAGGUACAAGGAGGCUGCACCAGCAACUCUAGCUCUGCUUGAGCAGCGCUGCGGCGAAGUUAACAAUGAGCUCACGAGAUUGGAUUCUAAGAUACAAGCCACUUCCGACGUGACCUAUCUGAGGAAAUCUGCUAUGUUAUAUGCUGCUUCUAUCAGCAAUCAUGUGGGAGCCCUCAUUGAUGGAGCAGCAGAUCCUGCCCCUGAGCAGUGGGGUAAAACAACUGCAGAAGAACAGUCUCAGAGCGGUGUUGAGAACUGGCCCGGUGUGACUUCAGAUGUAAAGCCUGCAAAUGCCACUCUUCGGCUUUAUGGAGGAGCUGCCUUUGAGAGGGUGAUGCAUGAGUUCCGAUGUGCCGCAUAUUCUAUUGAAUGCCCUCGGCUCUCUAGGGAGAAGGUGGCAAAUAUAUUACUGGCCCAUUCUGGGCGAGGCAGGGGAAGAGGAUUGACAGAAGCAGCUGCCGAGAUUGCAAGGGCUGCUGCUCGGUCAUGGCUUGCUCCUCUGCUUGAAACUGCCUGUGACCGGCUGGCUUUUGUUCUGCUGAAUCUGUUCGAUCUUGCUCUUGAGAGAAACCACAAUCGUGACUCAGAAUAUGGAAGAAAAAGUGGGAAUAUGGAUGGGUACGUUGGUUUCCAUGCAUCCCUGAGGCACGCUUACACUCGGUUCAUUACUGAUAUCUCCAAACAAUGCAAGAAACUUGUCCAACACCAUCUCGAUUCAGUCACGAGCGCGUACUCAGAAGUCUGUUAUGAGAAUGAAUUCCAUGUUGGCGGCUUUGGCCCCAUGGCUUCAUUCAGCGGAUUGAACCAAACUUCAGGGAGCAGCUCACUAUUUCUUGAGCUUUCUGAAACUCGAGCAGCACCAUCUGAUGACCCAAUGACUGAUCAGGAGAAUGUUCCUCCAGAAAAGAACAACCAGCAAAUCACCCCCGGAAAAGAUGGAGAGACUCUACGAGAAAGCCAAAUUACUAUUCCUGAAACACCUUCACCCGAUCAGCCAUGUGAUAUGAAUUAUAAGGGGGUCAAGAAGGAGAAUGGCAAUGGUGUUGAUGUGGGACCUAGAAAACGUAUCUCAAGAAUAGCUGGGAAUAAUGGCAGGCAAGCGGAGUAUCUGAGAGUUCAGAAUGGAAGCAGCCUCUUUGGGAACGGGGAUUGUGCUUCCAGAUCAGGUUCGGCUUACUCCGAAAUCUGCUCAUCGGCUUCACAGCACUUUGCCAGGAUCCGUGAGGUCCUCGUCGAGCGAAGUGUGACUUCAACUCUUAACUCCGGGUUCUUGACCCCUUGUCGGGAGAGGCUCGUGGUCGCAUUGGGUUUGGAAUUGUUCGCGGUUAAUGAUGAGAAGUUCAUGGACAUGUUUGUGGCCCCGGGUGCAAUUGAUGUGCUGCAGAGCGAGAAGCAGUCCCUGCAGAAGCGGCAGAAGAUACUCCAAUCUUGCCUGAACGAGUUUAAGACCGUCGCUCGGACACUCUGAUGUCUCCAACAUAAAUAACAAGAAUCAGAUCAGAGCUGUGCCGGAGCUCUGCACAGCGAGGGGGUCGAAACCGCUAGAUAUAAUGGCUUCGCUUGUGAAAAGUUGGUUAUAUAAUUGUUGAUUGUUUGCUUUGUCCCUGACGUCCACGUGCACAUUUCGACCGAGCGGACUUAUCAGCUAUGAUUGAUCACUCGUAUCUCGUGCAUUGUUCGUUCUGACUCAAUGACAAAUUGUAAGUCCAACAUGAGAAUCAUACAAGCACAUCUACAGUUUGGUGCUUUCCAUCA
This is a messenger RNA of Punica granatum (pomegranate), 2830 nucleotides long. The record is from RefSeq and is a predicted model, not a curated record. NCBI's taxonomy places the organism in Eukaryota, Viridiplantae, Streptophyta, Magnoliopsida, Myrtales, Lythraceae.